Molecule: messenger RNA, 1053 nt
Organism: Armigeres subalbatus
Lineage: Eukaryota; Metazoa; Arthropoda; Insecta; Diptera; Culicidae
Product: filaggrin-like
Exons: 1
Coding region: 38-943 (301 amino acids)
Source: RefSeq, a predicted model, not a curated record
AUCCGUCGCGUAACCAGUUGGAGCUGGAGACAUAAUCAUGGAUUGGAAGCUGCUGCUGGUUUUAGGUGGUACGAUUAUUGCUUGUAGCAGUAGCGCGACGCCACGUGCAAGUUCGUAUAUUUUCCGAAGUUUCGACACACCUCCCGGUCAUGUGGUGUAUUUGAGUCCUUCGUGGGAAGAACCAAAUUUCCCAAAGACAAAAAAGUUCGAAAAAAUUAUAGUGAAGCCAAACGUCGAUUUCGAUAAUAGUGAAGAGUUGAUUAAGACGGAUAUCAGUGAGGAAGAUGAAUCAGAGUCGAAGGUGUUGCCUUUGAAGAACGCACAUCAUUUGGAAAACUCGGAAGAAACAUACGGAGAAGAACAAAGCUCUAAGAAAGGUAGAAAGAAUCGGAAAGGAUACAAAUCGAAACAUUCAUUGCAGAAAGGCAGUAAGGGCAGUUAUGAUGAUGAAAAUCAUUCUCACUCGUAUGACAAUGAAGGUGAUCGAAAGAAGUCUUAUCAUGAUGAAGAUGGCUACGAGAAGAAUCAUCAUGAUGAGGGGCAUAGUGUAAAAGGCGGAAAGCAUGGAGAGAAGAAAUCUCACAAGAAAGGGUCCAAAACGACCGGCUACCAUAAUGUGUACCACAAGGAUGAGUUUAAGAAGGAGCACAUUUUCUACGACACUGCGGACCACAGUGGGAAUUUCAAAAAAUACGGAUCAUCACACAAGGAACACUCCAACGAUGAGGAACAGUUUGCCAAGGGCGGGCAUAACGAAGCGGCGCAUGCCAGGAAGAAGUACUCCAAAAAAGGACAUUCGGAGGACGGAAAGCAUGAUAGUAAUCAUCGCGAGUACAAAAACCAACGAGGUGAUACCAAGGAGUACCGGGAUGCGGAGGAGUACCAGAAUAAAAAUGGAAAAUUGGGCUCGCUGGCUCAUGGGUAUAAGAUUUACCAUACUUGAGUGAUCGUUUGGGAUCAGAUAGUGACGCUUAUUGAUUUUAAGUUAUGCUAUUUUUAAGUUUGUUAGUUAUUGAAGAUUAGACUACUCGAAGUAAAUAAAUAAAGCGACAA